Messenger RNA from Microthlaspi erraticum, 1080 nucleotides. The record is from the annotation of a GenBank genome assembly. NCBI's taxonomy places the organism in Eukaryota, Viridiplantae, Streptophyta, Magnoliopsida, Brassicales, Brassicaceae.
AUGAAGAGCAAGGACUACGCCGAGAUCUUCGACCAGAUGUCUUUCGUCGGGACGAGAUACCCUGACCUGACGGCUUACGAGGCUGAUGAUGAACCCUCUGCCUGCUACCAGAAGGAAACCAUCGAGUUCCUCUCCACUCUCCGAGUUAACUUCUACGAGCCUGACGAGAUCGUGCCUGAGGGUCAUGGAAGUGGAAGAUGGGCGAGAAACAGAGCCUGGAACGCCACAAGGGAGCUUCAAGCCUUCUGGGCAAUGAUCGGAGUUGGCGAGUACAUGGCUAGCACUGCCAAGAGCACACACAUCAGGAACCCCGUGCUCCGAUACGUCCACAAGGCCCUCGCUCACACCAUCUAUGCGAGGCGAGAUGUUACUGGUGUCACCGAAAAGGAGCUCUUCUUCCUAAAUGAAGGGAUGAAGAAGGGAGUAUGCUCUCUCUCUCAACAAAGUGCACAAGGCAAGCAGUGGUCAGCUGAGCUGUGGAGGACUCAUAACGCCGAUCCUCAUGAACUGGGAAUCACGCUUGAGAAGCCGGUCGAUCCUCAGGCGAUAAACAUCCAGUACCUCCGCAAGAGCACCUUACCUCGCGAGAACAUAGACUUUGAGCCUCCUAUCGAGACCAUUCUCGAGCAAGGCCAAGAGGAGGAAGACUACGCUCACCCUGGAGCAGCUGGCGAAGGUGAGAGCUCAGGCGACGUGGAGAACCUCAUGGACUACAAAACCGGAGAGUUCCACUUCAAGAACCACGAGAUCAAAGGGAGGAAGUCAGCGGCUAACACCGCACUUGAGAGCAUCAACACGCUAAAAGCCUGGAACCAGUUCCAGGACAAAGCGAUCAAGUCCCUCCUCAAGACCGUGAAGAAGAUGGGGAAGCGCAUCAAGCAGCUGACCAAGGGCAAGAGCAAGUCUCCCAGCCACGACUCCGACAACACUCCUCCGAUACACCUCGGUUCCUAUCAUGACGACGACGUAGUCGAGGACUCCGAAGAAGGUGAUGAAGGCUCCUCCAAAUUCCAAACGGCAGAGACCUCAACCAGGAAGAGGAAGGCCUCGAAGUCACCUCAAGCGAGCACCAAAGGGUGA